Messenger RNA from Penicillium antarcticum, 1890 nucleotides. RefSeq names its product putative proline--tRNA ligase AIM10. Gene Ontology annotation, cellular component: mitochondrion; cytoplasm. The record is from RefSeq and is a predicted model, not a curated record. Gene Ontology annotation, biological process: prolyl-tRNA aminoacylation. The transcript is spliced from 7 exons. Lineage: Eukaryota; Fungi; Ascomycota; Eurotiomycetes; Eurotiales; Aspergillaceae. Bases 1 to 1890 code for a protein of 629 amino acids. Gene Ontology annotation, molecular function: proline-tRNA ligase activity; ATP binding.
AUGAUUUCUGGGCUGCGACCCAGUCUUGCGCGUGUCUCGCCGCGCCGACUGGUGUUGAGCCUGCGUGUUCAGCAAUGCCAUCUUCACUUUGAUGGCAGAAACCGUGUGUCAAAUUUCUGGAUUCCUACCGGUGGAAUUUCCAAGAAACCCGUUGACGGAGAGAAAGAGGAUGCCAAUGACCUCCUCGUUAGAGGUGGUUUUCUCAGACAGGCAUACUCUGGAGUGUUUCACAUGCUUCCGCUUGGGUUACGUGUCCAGGACAAGCUAGAAGGUCUAAUUGACAAGCAUAUGCGCACCCUCGGUGCCUCAAAGGUCUCGCUUUCCUCAUUAUCCUCUGAGGAACUUUGGGAACGGUCUGGCAGAUUGACAGAGGGCUCAGAACUAUUUCGUUUCAAGGAUCGGAAAAAUACCCCAUUUCUCCUAGCUCCCACUCAUGAAGAGGAAAUCACCACUCUUGUUGGGCAUUUGACUGCAUCAUACAAAAGCCUGCCAUUGCGAGUGUAUCAGAUUUCCCGUAAAUACAGAGAUGAAGCUCGGCCGAGACAAGGCCUCCUUCGUGGACGAGAGUUUAUCAUGAAAGAUCUCUAUACAUUUGACUACAAUGUCAGCGAGGCCUUGAAAACAUACAAUGCUGUAAAGCAGGCCUACGUGCAACUUUUCGACGAGCUAAAGAUCCCAUAUCUGGUUGCGGCCGCAGACUCCGGAAAUAUGGGUGGCUCAUUGAGCCACGAAUAUCAUUUUAUCAGUCCCAAGGGCGAAGACGAUGUGGUCAGCUGCUCAAAUUGUGACCACGUGUAUAACGAGGAACUUGCCGAUGGUAAGACACACAACUUUGGAGAGACAGAGCAGAACACGUUACCUGGCUUCCAGACCGGCGAUGAAGUCGAGGGUGGGUCGACAAUCUCAACUGGCAUGUGGAUGGCUAUUUCUCAUGACAGCAACACUAUUGUUCGGGGCUGGCACCCUAAGUUCUCGAUGCAAAAUGGCGCCACGGAGCCCGUUGAACGCCAUGUCAACUCGCAUGCGGUAAAGGCCAUUGCCACUGCCGCAGGUAUUGAUCUCGAUCUCAGUGUGGAGAACCCGCUGCAAAAGUGGACCGCCCAUGUCAAGAAGAACAAGUUCUCAACAAACAAGCCACGCGUAUUGGAUUUGUACGACUCGCAGGUUCGGGUAUACCAACGCCCACCGCUAAGCGACCUCCUCGAGCAAGCUGGCUGCACGACUGAUGACAUUGAGUACUCGAAGCUGGACCGGUUUCCCGACACCUCGAACAAGCUCAGUCUCGUUCGUGUCCAUGACGGAGACCAGUGCUCGCAGUGCGCGCAUGGUUCAUUGACUACGCACUCUGCCGUCGAGUUAGGACACACUUUCCACCUUGGAACUCGCUACAGCGGAGUGCUCAAUGCGAACGUGUCGGUCAAUUCAUCCCUUCUUGAGGGGUCUGUCGAAUCUGGCGCGAAGCCCUCUACCAAGGAGCAAAUUGUCCCUAUGCAAAUGGGAUGUCAUGGCAUCGGUGUCUCGCGUAUGAUCUCCGCCGUUGCGAACAGACUCGCAGACUCCAAGGGACUCAACUGGCCGCGUGCCAUUGCACCUUACGAGGUUGUCGUGGUACUAGGAAAGGGCAUGGAAAGCGUUGCUGAUCAGGUAUAUGAUUGCCUCACCGCUGACCCCUCGGCACCUGUCGAUGUCAUACUUGAUGAUCGUGAUAAGGGCAUGGGGUGGAAGCUCGGUGAUGCGGAUCUGAUUGGAUACCCUAUUAUCGUGGUUGUCGGCAAUGGUUGGAAGAGGAAGCAAACUCUCGAGGUGCAGUGCCGCCGGUUGGACGUCAAGGAGGAUGUGCCGCUGGACAAGCUGCGCACGUUUGUCCAGUCUUUGUUGACGCAACUGUGA